CGCCGUUACACAACAGUCUCCUGUCUCCAGAAGAAAAAACGAGGAGCCUUGUCUUUACAUAGAACAGGGAAGAAGUCCAUGGUGGCGAUGGAAGCCAGGCGAGGGAGAAGGUUUGGGAGAGGACCGAACCAAACCCUCCUACCCCUGCGUGUCACGCAUCAGUCCAACACCGUCUCCUGUUGGUACUGCGACUUCAAGAUCUCAUUCUUUAACGAACCACUAUUCGCUUUUGGUCGAAGACAUGCCAGGUGUUUGAGAGUUUGGUUUUCAGUGGGCAUUGGUUUUAGUCUAGCAGCACUGCUUGGAGUUACUAUGAUUCUCCUAUGGGAAUUAGCAAUAGCUUUGCAUUUGUACAAUGGGAACACACGGUUUAGCAGGCUUUUGACCGGCUCGUUGUUUGGGCUUUCCCCUUCGGCCUUGGGAUUGAGCGUAUCAGUCGCUGAUGUUGGAUAUCUGUUAAUAUCUACAAUAAUAUCCGUAACUGCACAUGAAUUUGGACAUGCACUUUCUGCUGCGAGUGAGGGCAUACAAAUAGAGUAUGUUGCCGUGUUUUUAGCAGUUAUAUUCCCGGGAGCAUUGGUGGCUUUCAAUUAUGAGUUGCUAAAGGCAAUACCACGCUUUGCGGCCCUUCGCAUAUACUGUGCUGGUGUUUGGCAUAAUGCAGCAGGUUGUGCUGUUUGUGGGUUGUUACUAUGUCUCCUUCCCCUGAUCUUGUAUCCAUUUUACGUGAAUGGAGAAAGCCCCAUGGUUUUGGAUGUGUCUUCUUCUUCACCUUUGUCUGGUUAUUUGUCACCUGGUGAUUUGAUCAUUUCAUUGGAUGGCAUGCGAAUCCAUAAUGUACAAGAGUGGAUGGAGAUGGCAUCUCUAUUAGAUGAGCAGGCACUUCAAAACUCGAACAGUUCCAAUGAUUUUAACCGCUUCAUGACAGUCAAUGGCAGGAAGGGGUACUGUGUCCCCAGUCCUUUGAUGGAAGAGAGUAAAGACAUUCAACUGAUAAACAACGGAUCUAUUUGCCCGAAUGAGCUAACUGCAUUUGUUACUAUUUCAUGCUUUGAUCCAAUUGAUGGUAGCGGUGAGGACGAUCAUCAAAAGAGCAGAGAGAGUAUUCACUGCUUGACUGCUAAGGACAUAGUCAAGCUUAAAAAAUGUGGUGAUGGAUGGAUGAAAUCUAUCAGCAAUAGUAGCAGCUGUCCAUGUUCAGAGGAUGAGUACUGCCUCUCUCCGGUCAAGAUGCCAGGUCUAACAUGGGUUGAGAUAACAUAUUCAAGCCCUUAUUCUUCAGAGUGCCGAUUUGAAAAAAAUCCGUUUCCAGGUCUUGAGAAUUCCGACUUUGGAGGAAUGAACUGUGGUGGCACCUUUGUUUUCAUUGGUGAUGUGAUCUCCAUGGCACAUUCGAUUCGGUUAACUGCAUAUCGACCUCGCUGGUCGUUUGCUUUUGGAGCAUAUUUUCCAGAUGUCCUGGAAAAGAUUUUGAUGUGCACAUUUCAAGUCUCCCUAACGCUAGCUCUUCUCAAUAGCUUGCCGAUGUAUUUUCUCGAUGGUGAAUCCAUUUUGGAGGUGGCCCUAUGCUACGUGAGCUUGCUGAGCCCAAGGCAGAGGAGAACAGUUCUUCAAUUAUGUCUAUUGGGAGGGACCCUUAUGUCCGUCCUUGCAUUUUUAAGGAUCUUCCUUUAUAAAUUUUGAUUUAUUCUUUUCUCAGAAUGUGUUUCACAUUAUUAGCUUUUAGCUUUUCAUCUUUUAAGUUCUUCUUAGUUAAUAGUAGAUUGCAAUUUUUAUGGUU
Messenger RNA from Cornus florida, 1780 nucleotides. RefSeq names its product membrane-bound transcription factor site-2 protease homolog. The coding region runs from base 79 to 1683 and encodes 534 amino acids. NCBI's taxonomy places the organism in Eukaryota, Viridiplantae, Streptophyta, Magnoliopsida, Cornales, Cornaceae. Gene Ontology annotation, molecular function: metalloendopeptidase activity. Gene Ontology annotation, cellular component: membrane; cytoplasm. The record is from RefSeq and is a predicted model, not a curated record. The transcript has 10 exons. Gene Ontology annotation, biological process: membrane protein intracellular domain proteolysis; regulation of response to endoplasmic reticulum stress.